AUGAAGAACAGCAACCAAAAAAGAUUUGUUGGUUAUGGUGAUGUCGGUGGAGCAAUCUUAACAUUGUUAACAAAAAGGUCAGCACCUGCUAAUAGAAGAAUUAAGUUAUUAAAAAAGAGACAAGUUUAUCAAAAAUUUUAUUUUAUUUUAUUUGAUCAAUCUUUAUAUAAUAUGAAAUUAGUAAGAUUUUUAAUGAAAUUAAAUAAUGAGACUGUUACCAUAGAACUCAAGAAUGGUACUAUAGUACAUGGAACUAUUACAGGUGUAGAUAUGAGUAUGAAUAUACACCUUAAAACUGUUAAAAUGACAGUAAAAAAUAAAGAUCCGGUUAAUUUAGACUCUUUAAGUAUUAGAGGCAACACUAUUAGAUAUUUCAUUUUACCUGAUUCUCUUCCGUUAGAUACAUUGCUGGUUGAUGAUGCUCCAAAAGCUAAAGCCAAAAAGAAAGAGGGUGGUGGCGGUGGCGGCGGUUAUAAUGGAGGAGGAAGAAGAUAUGAUAAUUACAAUAAUUAUCAAAGAGGAGGUGGUCAUCCUCCAAAAUACUAUACUCACUUGAAAGAAGCAGACGAAAACUAA
Molecule: messenger RNA, 576 nt
Organism: Entrophospora sp. SA101
Lineage: Eukaryota; Fungi; Glomeromycota; Glomeromycetes; Entrophosporales; Entrophosporaceae
Source: the annotation of a GenBank genome assembly